AUGGUGCUUAGAAAGUUCGAGCUGGAAACUAAGCUCAAGGACGACAUUGCGCUCGUCAAGAGUGGAGUGCUUCGAGACGAAAACCCUCUCGACGACAGCGCCGAGUUCAACGAACUCUUGGCAGCCUGCCGACAUGGCGACCUCAAACGGACACAGGAGCUCAUCUCCUCGGGUGUAAAUAUCAAUGGAAAAGACAAGUUUGAUUAUACGCCCCUCAUUAUUGCGAGUCUAUGCGGCCAUUUUGAACUUGUUCAGCUACUUUUGGAGUCUGGCGCAUUGGCAGAAAGAGACACGUUCCAAGGAGAACGUUGCAUAUAUAAUGCCUUGAAUGACCGGAUACGAAAUCUUCUUUUGCAAUAUGAUUUCUCCAAGUCGACAGAUCCUCUGCAGCCAUGGGCCGCGCACGUUACUGAACUUUUAAAUCGAGAGAUGCCAAAGACUUCAGAUAUCACCAUCAACACUAGCACCGACAGCUUUCAGCUACACAAAUUCUUGCUAGCGGCGAGAACCCCGUACUUCCGCAAGAAGCUGACAGAUGCCCCCGAGACGACUUCAUGGAAGCUUCCCUCUUCGAUCCCGGCUGACUCCUUCAAGGUCGUCAUGCGCUAUCUCUACCUGGGUGAUCUGCCUAGGGAUCUCGUUGGGGCGUGGAGCACAGUCUCGGAAGAGGAAGUUCUCACAGGCAUCGACAAGAUCAGCAAGCAGCUUGAAGUCACUCAGCUAUGGGAUGCCAUCCUAGGUGGCAAUGAUAGACGACUGGCACGUCAGCGACAUCAGGAUGAGGUUGCCAGGGCUUCCAAACAAGUGGGCGAAUUAUUCCGAGAAAAGAUCAUCGGCCACAAGAUGCUGGUGGAUCCCAAAAAAGUCGCAGAUGUCAAGUGGCGCCAUGACAACUCCAUCUUUGCUGACUGUCUCUUGCGAGCUGAUGAGGACGGCAUUGAUGAGCUGGACGAAGAGGAUCAAGAACAGGCAAGCGCCAUCCCUAUUGGCCCUGGAGCUGCAUCGAAGCCGCAGUCCCAAAAUGGGGAGCGCAAGCAUCCCAAAUCUGUCUUGUACCCGGCCCAUAAAGCAAUGCUCAUCCGCAGUCCCUAUUUUGAAACCAUGUUCUCCAGUCAGUUCGUCGAGGCGCAGGAUUCGGAGUUUCUGCACAUCAUCAAGGUCGACUGCCCACCCGCAGUUCUCGAGCUGGUCCUCGAGUUCAUGUACACUGAAAAGGUGGAUUGUCCGUUGGACUUGGGCCUUGAUCUUCUUUACGCGGCCGAUAUGCUCUUCUUGGACAAGCUCAAGACCAGAGCGGCCAUCGCCAUCAGCACACUGGGUAGUGGAAAUAACAAUGUUCUAGUAGAUCGGACGCAUCCAGAAUAUGAAGGUGCUGGAGAAGUAGAGGUAGAGCCGAUUAACGUUUACGAUGUCAUUCACGCAGCAUGGGAUCUUCGGGUACAAAGACUAGAAGAAUUUGCUGCACGGUACAUUGCGUAUAGACUGGAAGACUACAUCGACGACGACGAAUUCGCCGAACUGAUCCACGAAAGCGCCCAGCGUAUCCAGAAGCGAGAGGAAACAGAUACUAUCGAGUUGCUAGACGACAUUCGGUACUAUCUUUCGGAGCGCUUCAGAUUACGUUUCGAGGAUGCUGGUCUGGAUGAGAUGUUGGACGAGGAAGGGGAAAUCGACGCGACUCUUGCCGAAGCAUUGGCAGGGACCGACAUCACCAAUGGGGAGGUCACACCAAAGCAUGCGGCCGAUGAUGCUUCAGAGCAAAUUCUCGCAACUGGACCAAAGACGAAUGGCGCUGCAAAUGGUACUACGGACGGUAUCAAUGGCGUAGUGCGCACUCUGGAUGGUGAACUGGUUGAUGACGAGUUCUCUCAGGAUGCCAUCAACUAUCAGAUCCUCCUACAAAAGAUUGACGGCAUGCUCGAAAAACUGAAGCUAGAUGCAUAA
This is a messenger RNA of Pestalotiopsis fici W106-1, 1944 nucleotides long. RefSeq lists its product as uncharacterized. Gene Ontology annotation, molecular function: protein binding. Gene Ontology annotation, cellular component: cytoplasm; ubiquitin ligase complex. The record is from RefSeq and is a predicted model, not a curated record. The coding region runs from base 1 to 1944 and encodes 647 amino acids. Lineage: Eukaryota; Fungi; Ascomycota; Sordariomycetes; Amphisphaeriales; Sporocadaceae. The transcript is spliced from 2 exons.